AUGUCAACGAUGGAUCCCGAAUCGGCGCAGCAGUCCGAGUCGCAGCUCUCGGCGCCACCCCCUCUCAGCGACCUGGACAGCAGCUCCGACAGCAGCGACAGCGAGGCCGAAGAUUCAUCAAAGGCAGCGUCGAAGCGAGAGCCGGCGCCGGUGGAAUGGCUCGCCACGUCGAGGUCGCGCCGGUCCACGGCGGGCAAUCGCAUGAAGUCGAUGCUGGCCAACGAAGAGCCCGAUUCCGACCUCGAGCUGCUCUUCGCCGAGGACGAGGACGACCAGGGCUUCACGGAUGCCGGCGACGAUGCGUCCGACGUGCAGAUGGACUCGUCAUCCGACGACGAGGGCGAGAACAAUGCCGGCGACGAGCUCGAGGGCGAGCAGGAGCUGGAACGGCAGGCGAGGGAGCGGCGCGCUGCCCAGCGGAAGCGAAAAGCCCAGGAGGCCAUCCCGGCCAAGUUCAGGAAGAAAGUCCGCAUCCAUCCGGCAGCCUCCGAGUCGUCGACGCCGGCGCCGGCGUCUCGUCCCAAGAAGAAAUCCGAGCGCACAUCGUGGCUGCCCUCGCCGGCCGAUCUGCCCACCCGAGCAUCAUCCCGAAAGACGACGCGCAUGUCGAAAGAGCAGCUUCACCAGCAGAUGAUUGAGCGGGAGGAGCGGCGGCUGAAGCAGUUGGAGCAGAUGCAGAAGAAGGCGGCCAGGAUGGAGGCGCUGAAGAAACCUCCCAUGACGCAGGAGGACCGGUUGCGUGAGGCAGCGAUUGUGGAGAAGCGCAAUAGUAAGAGCUUGAAUCGGUGGGAGGUGGCGGAGAAGCAGAGGGAAGAGGAGCGGCGGGCGAAGCUUGCGGCUUUGAAUCAGAGGACGUUGAAGGGGCCGGUGAUUACCUUUUGGACGGGGCUGGGCGAGGCGAGGCGGGUUGUCAUUGAGGAGGAGAAGCCGAAGAGGAAGAGGGUGGACAAGAAGGACAAGGACAAGGACAAGGGGAAGGGAGUUGAGGCUACGAAGGAUGCUGCUGAUGCUGCUGAUGCUGCCAAUGUGACGGCGGAUACGGAUGUGAAGGGGGGCAUUGCUCUUCAAGAAGGUCAACAGCAGACGGAUGCAUCGACCAAGGUGGUAACCGACGAUGGCAAUGCUGCUGCUGUGCCAAAGCCUGACGCCGCUGAGACGCAAUCAAAGGAGAAACCAGCAUCGACAUCGGCACCGACGCCGACACCAGCAGCGGGCGAGACCAAGACGGCGGACGCAGCACCCCUCAAACAAGAGGACGAUGAGAAGACAGGGCCAUUACAGUCAACUCCGAACGCACCAUCAUCAUCACAGCCUCCUACUGCUACCGUUUCUCCUAUUACUGCUGCUCCCGCUACUACUGCUGCCUCUUCUAGCACUGCCCCCCUUUCUCCUACUGCUUCUUCUACUGCAAAACCACCUGGAGAUGUCCAACCAGCCCAGCCAGUAAUAGCUGCGCCUUUACUAUCUCCGCCUUUACUAUCUCCUCCGCCACUAUCUAGUGGCCUGGCAGCGCCAGCAUCUGCCUCGCCGUUAUCUGCACCACCUCGCCAGACAUCUCCGUUGGCAGUUCCCCCAGGUGUCGGUAGUCCACGACCCUUAGAGGCAGGCAAGCCAUCCGGCGUGCUCGCACUUCCAGUUCUUGCGCCUCCGCCCGUUAUGAACAUGGACUACCGCCCCGGCCCAGCACCAAAAUCCAAUAUUCUCGCCCUUCCAAACGCAUCCUUACCACAGACUGCAUUGGCACCUCCCACCCAGAUUCAGCCUCCCGGUUCAACGGCUGUUGCUGCACACGUCUCUACCGAACCAGUCCUCACAAAUACCGUCCUACGGCCUAUCAUUCCUGAACCUGAGCCAAUUAGCAAAUCGGCAAGUCCGGGCCUUUCAGAGCCGCCUCCUCAAUCUGCCCCUGCCCCGGCUGAGGCCCCUGAGACUACCACUCGCAACGUCAUCAUCUUUCAGAAUUUCAAUGAAAAUGCCAUCCAAGACAAGAGCAUACAGACUCAAAUUUUGUUUGGCCGUAAGAUGAACAAACUUUCCAAACCCGCCCCUGCUCCGAUAUGCGUCAUCACAGGCCUCCCAGCCCGUUACAAAGACCCAAAAACCGGUCUUCCUUACCACAACGUCGCUGCUUACCGAGAGCUUCAGCGUCUUGGUCGCAAAGAGCUCAGCUGGAGCGCACUCCUCAACGCCUGGGUGGGCAGCGAGAAGAUGGCAGCUCGUGGCGUGCCGGCGCGCUUCCUCGAUCCAAAUGCUCCCACCAAAACGCCCGAGGAGAGGGAAAAAGAGAGACUGGCCCAGAUAAGAGCCGUUCCGCCGCAGCCUCAGCCUCCGCCGGUGCAGCAACACCAUCAGGCACCGCCGGCGGCCGUGGUCGCGGCAGCUCAUAAAGCCCCUCAGACGCAACAUCACGUACAACAUGUGCAGCACGCUCAGCAACAGAGACCAGCAGCGGCGCCGCAGCAAUUGCGAGCGCCUCAGCCGUUUCAGGCACCGCAACAGCCAUAUGUGCAGCAUCAGCAACUGGCAAGGCCUCAGCAACCACAACCUUCUCCUCCACAACUACAGCCACCUCAACAGCUUCCAAACAGACCGUCUCCAAAUCCUCCACCUCCUCAAAAGCAACAACAGCCAGUAUCAAACAUCACUCCCAGCGUAUCCCCAUCACAAGCUGCCCCGUCACAAGCUGCUCCACCACAAGCUCCUCCUUCACAAUCAGCUCCUCUCCCAGCUGCACAACCAGCUGCACAACAACAGCAACUACAAAACCAACAACCCACUCCUACACCGCCACCUCCAGCUCCAUCUCCAGCUUCCUCUCAAGCUACCCAAAGCCCCGUCCAGAAAACAACGGCUCUUCAACCACCAGCAGCUCCUGCUCCCGAACCCCAGUUUCAGGCUGGAGGAGAGGCUACUACAGGUGGAUCGCAAAUAGCGCCUGUGGAGAAGGAGCCACUGCCGAUCACAACGGCGGCGCCAGAAUAG
Molecule: messenger RNA, 2982 nt
Organism: Trichoderma atroviride IMI 206040
Lineage: Eukaryota; Fungi; Ascomycota; Sordariomycetes; Hypocreales; Hypocreaceae
Biological process (GO): regulation of DNA-templated transcription; chromatin remodeling
Cellular component (GO): nucleus
Molecular function (GO): ATP-dependent H2AZ histone chaperone activity
Source: RefSeq, a predicted model, not a curated record